GUGGGAGGUGACACCAGGAGGUAACCAGGUGGAAAUCACCCUCAAGUAGCAGAGACAGGUGUGCAAAGGCUCAGAGGGAGCUUCUCCAGGAUCAGCAGAGCUCGAUUGUAGGGUGUGAGGCUGUCACAGAGGCUGGAGAAAUAAGCAGUUCCUUGCUAAGAAGUCUGAAUUUUAACCUGAAGGGACAUGGGAGCUACUGCAGGCUGGGCUGUGACCGUCUACGACAAGCCGGCAUCUUUCUUUAAAGAGGCACCUCUGGACCUGCAGCACCGGCUCUUCAUGAAGCUGGGCAGCACGCACUCUCCGUUCAGGGCCCGCUCAGAACCUGAGGACCCAGACACAGAGCGGUCGGCCUUCACGGAGCGGGAUUCUGGGAGCGGGCUGGUGACGCGUCUCCACGAGCGGCCAGCCCUGCUGGUCAGCAGCACAAGCUGGACAGAGUUUGAACAACUGACUCUUGACGGACAGAACCUUCCUUCUCUCGUCUGUGUGAUAACAGGCAAAGGGCCUCUGAGGGAGUAUUACAGCCGCCUCAUCCACCAGAAGCAUUUCCAGCACAUCCAGGUCUGCAUCCCCUGGCUGGAGGGCCGAGGACUACCCCCGCUUCUAGGGUCGGUGGACCUGGAUGUCUGUCUGGACACGUCCUCCAGUGGCCUGGACCUGCCCAUGAAGGUGGUGGACAUGUUCAGGUGCUGUUUGCCUGCGUGUGCCGUGAACUUCAAGUGUUUACAUGAGCUGGUGAAACAUGAAGAAAACCGCCUGGUCUUUGAGGACUCAGAGGAACUGGCAGCUCAGCUGCAGUAUUUUGCAGAUGCUUUUCUCAAACUUUCCUGAUCCUGAAGGCAAGCUAAACCAGUUCCGGAAGAACCUGCGGGAGUCGCAGCAGCUCUGAUGGGAUGAGAGCUGGGUGCAGACUGUGCUCCCUUUGGUUAUGGACACAUAACUCCUGGGCCAGAGGCUAAAACCCCA
Molecule: messenger RNA, 969 nt
Organism: Homo sapiens (human)
Lineage: Eukaryota; Metazoa; Chordata; Mammalia; Primates; Hominidae
Gene: ALG1L2
Product: ALG1 chitobiosyldiphosphodolichol beta-mannosyltransferase like 2, transcript variant 1, coding
Exons: 8
Coding region: 187-834 (215 amino acids)
Molecular function (GO): glycosyltransferase activity; mannosyltransferase activity
Source: RefSeq, marked validated